AUGAAACCAAUUUUCUUCCUCGCUCUUGUAUUCCUCGCUUUUACUGUCGCUAAUGUUCGCGCUGAGGACAGCGAUGGAGCUGGCCCUCGGAUUACUGUGUUCAGGGCGUAUGGAAUGGUGCGAAACUUCUUCAGCAAUGAUCCCCUUGGCCAAAAGAUCGGAUUACAGUUAAGAGAACUCGGAGAAAUUGCUCUUGAGCUGAGGAAACGACUGAGACAAAGGCUUGGAAGUUACUUAAAGGAGCUCCAGAAAGAGAAUUAA
Rodentolepis nana is the source of this 261-nucleotide messenger RNA. The record is from the annotation of a GenBank genome assembly. NCBI's taxonomy places the organism in Eukaryota, Metazoa, Platyhelminthes, Cestoda, Cyclophyllidea, Hymenolepididae.